AUGUCUUUGGACCCACGGUUCUACAAUAGUAUUGCUCAGCUCCCACCGAGACCCUCUCUGUCGCAUUCCUCGUCGAACUACCCCGCCGAUUAUGGAGGGUUUACUCCUAGCAUGGCAUCCUUCACGUCCGCAUCCGUUGCUGGAGUCCGAUCUACCGCUUCCAGUCCAUCCCUACGAGCCAAAGAGAGAGUUGUAGCACCAACGACGAGGCCUGGCACCCCGGUAGGCAGCUGCACUGGUGGUGGAAACGUGAAAGUUGUUGUGAGAGUUAGAGCAUUCUUGCAGAGAGAGCUUCAACGUAGUGUACAAUGUUUGAUUCGCAUGAAUCCUGCAACCCAGUGCACAACACUAUUGGCCCCUAAUCAAGAUCAGAACUCCAAAGCGCAAACUCGCAGCAAAGUGACUGAAGAUAAGACUUUUACAUUUGACAACUCCUUUUGGUCCCAUGAUGAAGACGAUUCCCAUUAUGCAACUCAAGAAGACGUGUACAACUGUUUGGGGGAAGAGUUUCUUGAUCACAAUUUUGAAGGCUACCAUACAUGUAUAUUUGCUUACGGCCAAACAGGUUCGGGAAAAAGUUAUACAAUGAUGGGUACACCUGAUAAUCCGGGCCUCAUACCGCGAACUCUUGAGGAUCUCUUCCAAAGAAUCGAGAACAGUGAAUCUCCCGACGUGACGUAUCAUGUUCGAGUGUCAUAUUUUGAAGUAUACAAUGAACAUGUUCGUGAUUUAUUAGUUCCAAGGACCGACCCGCCCUACUAUCUUAAGAUUCGGGAAUCGCCUACAGAUGGGCCGUAUGUGAAGGAUCUCACUGAUGUUCCAGUCCGAAAUUUUGAGGAAGUGAUGCGCUAUAUGAGAAAAGGGGAUGCAUCUCGAACUACAGCAAGUACAAAAAUGAAUGAUACUAGUUCAAGAUCUCAUGCUGUUUUCACAAUUAUGCUAAAACAGAUACAUCACGAUUUGGCUACGGAUGAAACUAUCGAGAGAACGGCUCGAAUUCGAUUAGUGGAUCUCGCGGGUUCAGAACGAGCAAAAGCCACCGAGGCCACAGGCCAGCGCUUAAGGGAAGGUUCGAACAUUAACAAAUCUUUGACGACUCUUGGCCGUGUUAUAGCUGCCCUGGCUGAUAACAAACCUGGACGUGGCCGAAAAAAUAGAGAUAUUGUCCCGUAUCGCGACUCAAUUCUAACCUGGCUACUGAAAGACAGCUUGGGAGGAAAUUCCAAGACGGCCAUGAUUGCUUGCAUAGCUCCGUCGGAUUACGAGGAAACUUUAUCGACCCUCCGUUACGCAGAUCAAGCCAAGCGCAUUCGAACUAGAGCUGUCAUCAACCAGGAUCAUGUCUCAGCUGCGGAGCGGGACGCGCAGAUUGCAGAAAUGGCCGAAACUAUACGCACGCUGCAGCUUAGUGUCAGCCAAUACACUGUCUCAAAGCGUGAUAUGGAGAUGCAAAACGAAAAGCUCGAGGAAUACCAAAAACAAGUCACCAAACUUCAGCGGUUGAUGGAAGAGACCAAGAUGGUUAGCGAGAAUAAAAUUCGCCAACUUCAAACCGAGAAUGAAGCCUUGCGACUCCAUUUACGCCUUGCGCUUGACAGUUUGAAAAAUCCGAUACCGCCCGUCGAGGUUGCCAAGCGGCGCACGAGAAACAGCAGCUUUACUACGGCAACAGAAAGUCAAGAUGCUGAAAGUGAGAGGUGUUUUGAAAAGGAAAACACUGCGCCGCAAGAACAAGCAGAUGGUAUUUGGGAAGAUCCCUUCAAUGAUUUUGACGUUGAGGUUCAAUCUGAAAUGGAGGAUCUCCUAUCUGAUUUGAGCUUCUUCCGGCGCAAGCUGGCUGAUGACUGUGAACGAUUUGGAGUGAAACGACCAUGCCGAGGGGAUCGAAAAAUGCUUUCGGAGGUAUCAGUGAAUAUCUGA
Messenger RNA from Ophidiomyces ophidiicola, 1920 nucleotides. RefSeq lists its product as uncharacterized. Gene Ontology annotation, molecular function: ATP binding; microtubule motor activity; microtubule binding. Lineage: Eukaryota; Fungi; Ascomycota; Eurotiomycetes; Onygenales; Onygenaceae. The record is from RefSeq and is a predicted model, not a curated record. The transcript is spliced from 2 exons. Bases 1 to 1920 code for a protein of 639 amino acids. Gene Ontology annotation, biological process: microtubule-based movement; mitotic spindle organization.